GCCAACGCAAAACAUUCCGCAUUUGUUGCUCGUACCAGUCGGUUGUACGCUUUUUCCCUGCCACGAUUGUAAGGACACGCCGCGACGCACGCCGUUUGCUCGCAUUCACGUGUUUAGAGCGUUUUGUUUAAAUAACAUAACUGAAAGGAUUGCAUUGUAUAUGGUGUAGGUUACAUCAAAACAAUAUUGAAAUUUGGGCAAAAAUUGUAUAAAUAAUUCUACUUCGGAAUUUGUUUCUAAUACGUGUUGUGGAAAAUAUAGAUGGAAAAACGGUGAAAACGCACUGUGGAAAGUUCAAAAUACACAUUGCAGUGAGUGGUGUAAUGAAACACAAUCGUGGAGAAUAAAUAUACAUACAUACUUCUAUCCAUGGUUCUUCGUCCUUGAAAGUGAGAAGGAAUUUUUAACCACCCAAUGCUGUAAUUACCUGUGAUACUUUGUGUCGUAAAGGUGCAUUCACUUGGAAAAAGUCGGAUACUGUGUGAGUGUGUGUGUGUGUGUAUGUGAGCCAGUGUAGGAGAAAGUCCUUCAUCCCGUCCGUGUGUCCUUCAGCCCUCAAUUAUUGAAAUCAGCAUUGGAUUGUGUUUCGGGUUGUGUCGAAAUACGACCAACGCCUGCCGCCAGCAUGUUGCGCUUCGGAGGACUCAAGUAUAAGAAAUUGAAUAACGCCGGCUACCCAGGCGAAGAGCAGGAGAGCCACUGCCGCCCCGCCGAGGGAAAUGGAAAGCUGGAAAAAUCUGUACAUUCCACACCGACGACAACGCCAUCGAAGCAGCAACGACUGCACAAUCAGCUGAAUGGAACCGCAAUGAAAAAUGUAAACACAUCUUCGUCAGAGCAGAAACGGCACCGAAACAACUUCAUGCUCAUAGUUGGUGGUCUGUCGGGAAAAUCGCAUUCCGAGUCCGAUUCACCUAACUCGCCUUCUCACGCUACCGUCCAGCCGUCGUCACCUUCGUCCAACUUUAAACUUCUCAGUGGAAAAUUCGCCAUUGACAGCAAGCGCAAGAUCAACUGUAAAACAAGGAUCUAUAAGUGCAUCAAGCGUAUCCUGAAACGAAACUCUUUCCACACCGGCACACCAAAGGAUCACCAACAGCCCAGAGGACAGCGAAUGCCUUCGACUCUUCGUUCACCAAAUGCCGCUGACUACCGGGAGAUCAAGUCGCUUUUGGAGAAGCAGCACCGUGAUCUCGAGUACGACGUCAACUUGGCAAAAUGUGUCGAAAAACCUGCCUUUAUCAAAAAGAUAGCCAUCAAUAUGCUGCAAAGUGCCGUUUUGGAUGAGAAAGAAGACAGCACAUUGGUACUUCAUCGUGAACAAACAGCCUCCGUUACCGGCACGAUACAGAGUGACCUCGAGCGGGAACGAGAAUAUCAGCGACUGCUGAAUGAAUGUUGGUACCACGAAAACCUGCCCCGCAGUCUUUCCCUGCAGCUGCUGAUGGAUAAACUCCCUGGCUGCUUCCUGGUGCGUAAAAGCACCACGCAACCCGACUGUUAUGCACUGUCGUUGCGCGUCCCGCCAGGAUCAGGACCUCGCAUCGCACACUACCUCAUCGUCCGAACGGCCACCGAUGGAUACAAGAUCAAAGGCUUCCAGAAGGAGUUCAGCUCGCUCCGUGCCCUGAUUGUGCAUCAUUCGGUGAUGCCGGAAGCGCUGCCCGUACCACUAGCCGUGCCUCGUCCCGUUAAUCUAGUGGUCAAGACCAAGUUCGAGGAUGAUUACGAGACCGUGUUCGAUCUGGCCAAAGAGCUACAGCCCUAGCCGCAACAUACCUGAUGCCAAGGUGGAAGCAGCGAUUACCAAAACAAUAUGCUUAGGUUAAGUUCAGUCACUUUUCAAUGCUAUUUUGUUAUCCCCUUCCCAUCUUCCCGCCCUGUAAGUCUAUAAUUAUGAGAUGAGAAAUAAAUUAUUCUACAAAACGUUA
Messenger RNA from Anopheles funestus (African malaria mosquito), 1931 nucleotides. RefSeq lists its product as uncharacterized. NCBI's taxonomy places the organism in Eukaryota, Metazoa, Arthropoda, Insecta, Diptera, Culicidae. The transcript is spliced from 3 exons. The record is from RefSeq and is a predicted model, not a curated record. Bases 626 to 1768 code for a protein of 380 amino acids.